Molecule: messenger RNA, 2614 nt
Organism: Paraphaeosphaeria sporulosa
Lineage: Eukaryota; Fungi; Ascomycota; Dothideomycetes; Pleosporales; Didymosphaeriaceae
Product: vacuolar protein sorting-associated protein 16
Exons: 2
Coding region: 42-2558 (838 amino acids)
Biological process (GO): intracellular protein transport; vacuole fusion, non-autophagic; endosomal transport
Cellular component (GO): lysosomal membrane; HOPS complex; cytoplasm
Molecular function (GO): actin binding
Source: RefSeq, a predicted model, not a curated record
CAGCACCACUCCAAUGAUAGCCACCACAACAUUCGCAUGACAUGUCGAAGCCUACCGCGAGCUGGGAAAAGCUAGGCGACAAGUUUUACCGCAAGAUCCAGCUCUACACAGCCGUAUUCGACCAGGACCUCGAGCUUGAGAACUACAAUGUGGUGGGGGCCCCGUACAGCGGCGCUGUAGCUAUAUACCGCGAUGAGAACAAGAUAACGACGUACCGGGGGGGCCAGGUCAGCAAGGCCAGCAUCGACAUUUACAGCUGCGCGGGGAAACUCAUACGGCGCAUCAACUGGGACAAAGGCACGAUCAAGGGGCUUGGAUGGUCAGAGGACGAAAAGCUACUUGUUGUCACCGCGGACGGCACGGUGCGCUGCUAUUACGACCUUCAGGGCGAUUUUAUACCGUUUACCCUUGGCCACGGCGCAGACGAACACGGCGUGCAGUCCUGCAAGUUCUACGGCUCUGGCUUUGUCGCAUUACUGGGCAACAACAACCUCAUAUCCGUGUCCUCGUACACGGAGCCACGCCCAAAGCUCCUCGCGAUACCGCCAACAGAGCCCGUCAUAUCGUGGAGCAUAAUACCACCAGCGUACUCCCUGUCGCGUUCUGUGGAAGUAAUUCUUGCCAUUGGCGAGACACUUUAUGUGGUGGACGCGACUGAAGCCGAGAACCGCAACUUCGAUGCUGGACCAUUCAGGCAUAUAAGCGUCAGCCCGCGCGGCGAGUUUCUCGCAUUCUACACUGACGAUGGGAAGGUGUGGGUGGUUAGUGGCGACUGGAGCGACAAGCUGAGCGAAUACGACAGCAAAGUCAAGACUAUGCCAAAAGACAUGGAAUGGUGCGGAAGCAACGCCGUUGCACUAGCCUGGGAAGACGAAGUCCAUCUCAUUGGUCCUGCCGGCGCUGUCACAAAGUUCUACUACGACGCUUGGAUACAUCUCCUGCCAGACGUCGACGGUCUCCGCCUUCUCACCAAUGACGUCUGCGAGUACUUGCAGAAAGUGCCGGAUGCUUCGGUAGAAGUGUUCCGGAUAGGCUCUGAUUCUCCUGCUGCGAAUCUGCUAGAAGCAUCAUCUCUUCUUGACCAGAAGUCGCCAAAAGCAGACGACCUCAUUCAGCUCAUUCGACCUUCUCUCGCUGAAGCUGUAGACACGUGCAUCAGGGCUGCAGCGAACGAGUACAACAUACAUUGGCAAAAGCAGCUACUCCGCGCAGCCUCCUUUGGCAAGUCUGUCCUUGACUUGUAUUCCAGUGACGAUUUUGUCGAUACGUGCGACACCUUGCGCGUUCUCAACGCCGUGCGCUUCUACGAGGUGGGCCUGCCGAUAAGCUACGAGCAGUACCGUCGGCUCACGCCUGAGAAACUUGUUGAUCGCCUCACAAAUCGCAAUGAAUACUUGCUUGCCCUGCGUGUAGCAGCCUAUCUCCACCUGCCGACAAAUCAAAUCCAUGGCCACUGGGCGCAACAAAAGGUGAGAGUGAGCCAAGACUCAGAAGAGCAGAUCUGCGCACUCAUCGUGAAGAAACUGCACGGUAAGCCUGGCAUCUCUUUCGAAGAGAUCGCCCGCGCAGCAUACGAUGAAGGUCGCGUCCGCCUCGCAACCGAGCUGCUGAACUACGAGCCCAGAGCCGGAAAACAAGUCCCCCUCCUGCUCGACAUGAAAGAAGACAACAUCGCCCUUGACAAAGCUAUAGAGAGCGGCGACACCGACCUCGUCUACCAUGUCCUACUAUACCUUCGGAAAAAGCUCCCCCUCGCAUCCUUCUUCCGCGUCAUCAAUAGCCGCCCCGUCGCCUCCGCCCUCGUCGAGUCCAGCGCCUCCGACCAGGACCACGAACUCCUCAAGGACCUUUACUACCAAGACGACCGCCGCCUUGACGGCUCGAAUCUGCUCCUCGCACAGGCCCUCGCUGCACCCUCCGUUCCAUCUGCUAUCGAUAAGCUCAAAUCCGCAUCCACGUACUUGAGGGAUAGUCGUGACGCACCAGCCACCUUCCAGCGCCAGGCCCUUGAGGACGCGCAGAAACUGCUUCGUCUCCAAGAGCAGUUCGAAAAGGACCUCGGGCCCCGCGACGGCGCGGCGACGUCCCCCGGCGCCAGUGCUGCGAGCGCCUUCGUAGGGCUUUCCGCGCACGCCACCAUCUCCGCGCUCCUGCGCCAAGGCCACACCAAGCGCGCACAAAAGGUCGUCUCUGAGUUCAAGAUACCCGAGAAGACGUUCGCGUGGCUGCGGCUCCGCGCGCUCGUCGCGGAGCGGCACUGGAACGAGCUUGAAGAAAUCUCUAAGCAGAAGAAGAGUCCGAUUGGGUGGGAGCCGUACUUCAAUGAGAUACUAGGCGCUGGGAGUACGCGGGUGGCGAGCGUUUUCAUUCCGAAGUGUACGGGAUUGAGUGUGGCGGAGCGCGUCGAGAUGUGGAUGAAGUGCGGGCUUGUGGUAAGGGCCGGGGAGGAGGCGAGUAAGGCGAAGGAUCGGGGGUUGUUGGAGGAGGUGAGUGCGCGGGCGAGCGGGAGUGCGAAGGUCGAGGUUGAGAGAAUGUUGGGGAUGAUGGGGAAGCGGUAGGGAGAUGCAUAGAUGUAUAAUGGAUGGAUCGAUGGAUGGGAGUCCUGAAGGGUUCC